AUGGAUAACUACUAUCCCACCGACCAGCUGCAACGCCGGCUCUCGCACCAGCAAGUUCAGCAAGCGCAGCAGCAGCAACACCAGACUAUGCAACCUCCCGUGGGCCCCAUGAACAUGGGGCCUCAAGGGUCAGCCAUCUCCGCGGGACCCAUGGCACAGAAUAUGGUCAACAACCAGCCGGCACAGGCGCGCGAUACCCUUGACGAGAUCAUCGAUGACAACCACAGCGCUCUUCACAGAAAAAGAAGCUUGCCUCAGAGUUAUGCAAAUGACAUGUCGAAUCCGAGCGGGCCAAGGCGAAUGUCUUUGACAGGCCCCGGCGAAGUGAUGAAUUUUGCAGAUGGUAAUGGCGAUAUGCGCGGAUACCAGUUCAAUCAGUCCGUGCCUGGAGGAUACCCACAUGUCAACUCGAACAACAUGUCCAUGGCAGGGCAAAUGGGCAACUAUAUGAACCCUGCAGACUAUACGGCCAUGUCUCCCGACCUCAUGUCAAACAUGAUCCCGUCUACCUUUUCCAACAUGAACAUGAACCAUUUGACGGGCGAUGCUCAGGCUAUGGGAAUGUUCUCGGCAAAUGGCAACACAAACAUGGGGAAUCAAUAUGCGCCAAAUCAGCUGGUUGACAUGGGGAACGACUACUCCAUGGCCAUGUCUGACAACGGGCCUCUGAGCGCUACGCCGACCAAUGGACCACAAGGUACUGGACCCUUGGACGAUCGCGAAGACGAGGUCAUGCAUUCACACCCACCAUAUACCCCAAUCGACUCAAAUAGAAGCCAAUCCGCGGGCAACACAACUCUCGACUCCAAGCAAAGGGGCGAUAGCCAAGGGGACCAACAAGCCUCUCAGCAACCAUCCUCUGUCGCUUCUGCUUUCUCCCCCCAAAAGCUUCCGUCGUCGGCGAGCAUGACACAUCCUAGCGCCUCAUCGGAUCCUACGACCCCUGCGAACGGUCCGGCGCCUCCUCCACAAGAUCCUAAAGACAAGAAAACCAUCUACUCUAAAAGCGGCUUCGACAUGUUGAAAGCACUGUGGCUCGUCGCAACGCGCAAGAGCCCCAAGAUUCAUUUGGGUGCCGUCGACAUGUCUUGUGCCUUUGUUGUCUGCGAUGUGACAAUGAACGAUUGUCCCAUCAUAUAUGUGUCGGACAACUUCCAGAAUUUGACUGGCUAUAGUCGCCACGAUAUUGUGGGCCAGAAUUGUCGCUUUCUCCAGGCCCCUGACGGGCAAGUGGAAGCUGGAACCAAGCGUGAGUUCGUUGACGAGGGGGCCGUUUACAACCUGAAGAAGAUGAUCCACGAAGGUCGCGAAGUCCAACAAAGCCUGAUCAAUUACCGCAAAGGCGGGAAACCAUUCUUGAAUCUCCUGACCAUGAUCCCCAUCCCAUGGGACACUGACGAGAUCCGAUAUUUCAUCGGCUUCCAGAUUGAUUUGGUCGAAUGCCCUGACGCUAUUGCUUCCGGACAGGAGCUAGGGAACGUUCAGGUCAACUAUAAGCACAGCGACAUUGGCCAAUACAUCUGGACUCCACCACAUUCCGGUCAACUUGAACCUGACAACGGCCAGACGCUUGGUGUGGACGAUGUGUCAACCCUGUUGCAGCAAUUCAGCCCCAAGGGUGUCGUGUCCGACUGGCAUAAGCAAUCUUGGGAUAAGAUGCUUUUGGAGAACACUGACGACGUGGUCCACGUGCUGUCGUUGAAGGGUCUAUUCUUGUACCUGUCGCCCUCCUGUAAGAGAAUCUUGGAGUACGACACAACUGAUCUUGUCGGUAAUUCCUUGUCAACUGUCUGUCAUCCUUCCGAUAUCGUGCCAGUCACCCGCGAGCUCAAGGACACCUCGGUCGGAAACCCAGUCAACAUUGUCUUCAGAAUCAGACGCAAGAAUAGUGGAUAUACGUGGUUCGAAAGCCAUGGCUCGUUGUUCGUCGAGCAAGGGAAGGGCCGGAAAUGCAUUAUUUUGGUUGGCCGCAAGCGACCAGUCAUCGCGUUGAGUAAGCAGAGUAUUGGCUCAUCCGGUGGUAUUGGCGACAGCGAACUAUGGACCAAAUUAUCGACGUCGGGUAUGUUCCUCUUCGUGUCGUCUAACAUCAGGUCACUCCUCGAUCUACAGCCCGAAGCCCUCAUAGGUACUAGCAUCCAGGACCUGAUGCGGAAGGAAUCUCGCCCCGACUUUGGCCGAGCUAUCGAAAAAGCUCGUCGAGGCAGAAUUGUCACCUGCAAGCACGAAGUGCAGAACAGACGCGGGCAAGUUCUACAAGCGCAGACGACCCUGUAUCCCGGUGAUGCCUCGGAAGGACAAAAACCUUCAUUCAUGCUGGCCCAGACCAAAUUGCUGAAGGCUUCCUCGCGCAGCCUCGCACCAGCUGGAAGCACGAAAUCUGGAUCGGUGACGGGCAAAUCCGACUCUCACCACGCACAAAAUGGCUAUGUAUCGCAACCUGCCGGCGGCGGCCUCUUGCCGGGAUCCCAAGAUGCGGCACUGGCCUCGGAGGACAACAUGUUCGACGAAUUGAGAACGACCAAGUGCUCCAGUUGGCAGUUUGAACUGCGUCAAAUGGAGAAGAUCAAUCGCAUUUUGGCAGAAGAGCUUGGCGGCCUAUUGUCAAACAAGAAGAAACUUGCGGACUUCGCUGGGCAAAACAGACCGGACGUGUUUCUCCGCGGAAUUCCUCUCGGGGAGGAGCUGUCUAGCGGGACGCCUAUCCGGCCGACUGCCAACGGUGAGGGAGGCGUCAACCUUUCACAGCUGAGCAGCAGCAGCAUGACACCCAAAGCUGCCAGCGGUGCACCGUCGGCUCAUGGUGCGACCACAAUGCCUCCGCCGAGCCAUUCAUCCAUGGCUGGGGUUAAUGCCGCUUCCUCGAUGACGUCCAUUAAGGAGGAGCGAGAAUCAAGCCAGACGCGUGCAUAG
Molecule: messenger RNA, 2913 nt
Organism: Emericellopsis cladophorae
Lineage: Eukaryota; Fungi; Ascomycota; Sordariomycetes; Hypocreales; Bionectriaceae
Exons: 4
Coding region: 1-2913 (970 amino acids)
Cellular component (GO): nucleus
Molecular function (GO): protein binding
Source: RefSeq, a predicted model, not a curated record